This is a messenger RNA of Eublepharis macularius, 3366 nucleotides long. RefSeq names its product ribonucleotide reductase catalytic subunit M1 (gene RRM1). The record is from RefSeq and is a predicted model, not a curated record. Gene Ontology annotation, biological process: DNA replication; deoxyribonucleotide biosynthetic process. Gene Ontology annotation, cellular component: ribonucleoside-diphosphate reductase complex. Gene Ontology annotation, molecular function: ATP binding; ribonucleoside-diphosphate reductase activity, thioredoxin disulfide as acceptor. The transcript has 19 exons. Bases 75 to 2447 code for a protein of 790 amino acids. NCBI's taxonomy places the organism in Eukaryota, Metazoa, Chordata, Lepidosauria, Squamata, Eublepharidae.
UCCGCCGGAGCCUCCGCGCGCGCCGCUUCGGACUGAGGGAGAGGAGCCGCCGCCGCCGCCUCCGCCUCAGCGCCAUGCACGUCGUCAAGAGGGAUGGCCGCCACGAACGCGUCAUGUUUGACAAGAUCACCUCCCGGAUCCAGAAACUCUGCUACGGUCUCAAUUUGGACUUUGUGGACCCUGCUCAGAUCACCAUGAAAGUGAUCCAGGGUCUUUACAGCGGGGUCACCACCAUAGAGCUGGAUACCCUGGCUGCAGAGACGGCAGCCACGCUAACAACCAAGUACCCAGACUAUGCCAUCUUGGCAGCAAGAAUUGCCGUCUCCAACUUGCACAAGGAAACUAAGAAGGUGUUCAGUGAUGUGAUGGAGGAUCUUUACAACUACGUCAACCCACACAAUCGCCAACAUUCUCCAAUGAUCUCCAAGGAAACAUUAGACAUUGUAUUGGCCAACAAAGAUAGGCUGAACUCUGCUAUCAUUUACGAUCGGGAUUUCUCCUACAAUUACUUUGGCUUUAAGACUCUUGAACGUUCAUAUCUGCUGAAAAUCAAUUCCAAAGUGGCUGAGCGCCCCCAGCACAUGCUGAUGAGGGUGUCGGUGGGAAUCCACAAGACUGACAUCGACGCUGCCAUUGAAACCUACAACCUCCUGUCUGAGAAGUGGUUCACUCACGCCUCUCCCACUCUCUUCAACGCUGGGACCAGCCGCCCCCAGCUGUCCAGCUGUUUUCUGCUGUGCAUGAAGGACGACAGCAUUGAAGGGAUCUACGACACAUUGAAGCAUUGUGCACUCAUCUCCAAGUCCGCUGGCGGAAUUGGUGUUGCCGUGAGCUGUAUUCGAGCCACCGGCAGCUACAUCGCUGGGACAAAUGGGAACUCAAAUGGGCUCGUACCAAUGCUGAGGGUGUAUAAUAACACUGCUCGAUAUGUGGACCAGGGUGGCAACAAGAGACCAGGGGCCUUUGCCAUCUACCUGGAGCCGUGGCAUUUUGAUAUCUUUGAGUUUCUUGACCUGAAGAAGAACACCGGGAAGGAGGAGCAGCGUGCCCGGGACCUCUUCUACGCCCUCUGGAUUCCAGAUCUUUUCAUGAAACGUGUGGAGACCAAUCAGGACUGGUCUCUGAUGUGUCCAAAUGAAUGCCCAGGCCUAGAUGACGUGUGGGGAGAGGAGUUCGAGAAGCUCUACGAGAGCUACGAGAAGCAGGGGCGCGUGCGCAAGGUGGUGAAGGCUCAGCAGCUGUGGUACGCCAUCAUAGAGUCUCAGACGGAGACAGGAACUCCUUACAUGCUUUACAAGGACUCCUGCAACAGGAAGAGCAACCAGCAAAACCUGGGGACCAUUAAAUGUAGCAACCUGUGCACGGAAAUUGUGGAGUACACCAGCAAGGAUGAGGUUGCGGUUUGUAACUUGGCUUCCAUAGCCCUGAAUAUGUACGUCACCCCAGAGCACACUUACGACUUCAAGAAGCUGGCAGAAGUCACGGGAGUCAUCGUCCGAAACCUAAAUAAGAUCAUUGACAUCAAUUACUACCCUGUGCCGGAGGCUGAGCUCUCCAACAGGCGCCAUCGGCCCAUCGGCAUUGGGGUCCAGGGCCUGGCCGAUGCUUUUAUCCUAAUGAGGUUCCCUUUUGAAAGCCCAGAGGCCCAGCUGCUCAACCAGCAGAUCUUUGAGACAAUCUACUACGGUGCCCUGGAAGCCAGCUGUGAACUGGCCAAAGAACUUGGGCCUUACGAGACCUACGAGGGCAGCCCAGUCAGCAAAGGGAUCCUACAGUACGAUAUGUGGAAUGUAACCCCGACUGACCUUUGGGACUGGAAAGCUUUAAAGGCGAAGAUUGCAAAGUAUGGCAUUAGAAACAGCCUCCUCGUUGCACCGAUGCCAACUGCGUCCACUGCCCAGAUCUUGGGCAACAAUGAGUCUAUUGAGCCCUACACCAGCAACAUCUACACACGCAGAGUUCUCUCCGGAGAGUUCCAGAUUGUUAACCCGCACUUGCUGAAAGACCUGACGGAGCGAGGCCUGUGGAAUGAGGAGAUGAAGAACCAGAUCAUUGCCUACAACGGCUCUAUCCAGAACAUCCCUGAGAUUCCAGAGGACUUGAAGCAGCUCUAUAAGACCGUGUGGGAGAUCUCUCAGAAAACGGUGCUCAAGAUGGCAGCGGACCGGGGGGCUUUCAUCGACCAGAGCCAGUCCCUGAACAUCCACAUCGCUGAGCCCAACUAUGGCAAACUGACCAGCAUGCACUUCUUUGGGUGGAAGCAGGGCCUGAAGACGGGCAUGUACUACCUGAGGACAAAGCCAGCUGCCAACCCCAUCCAGUUCACCCUGAACAAAGAGAAGUUGAAGGAGAAGAGCUCCAAAGAGGAGGAGGAGAAGGAGAGGAACAAGGCCGCCAUGGUGUGCUCCCUGGAGAACAGAGAGGAAUGUCUCAUGUGUGGCUCAUAAGGAGCUGCCAGGCCCAGCCACAGUACCCCCCACCCCUGUGUAAACCUCCCCCCUCCCAGGUAGAUAGGUCUAGUGUAUUUUGGAGCAUGGAGAGCCUUGCAGCUCUCUGCCUUGGGGAAGGACACGAAUUUGCAGAGGAGUCAGAUGCUUGUAUUCCCUUGAGCAGGCAAAGCCGUCUGGUCUGGGGAAGGGCCUGGCUUGGGGAAGUAGGAAAACUUGUAUAUGCACAGCUGUUGUAGCAAAUCUUUUGGGACUCUUAAGUGCCCUUCUGCAGUCUUGCAUUACCCAUUGUAGAAAGACGACUUUCUUAAGUGUUCACAUGGAGAAAAAAUUAUGCACAUUAUACUUCAGGAAUUAGACUCCUUUGGCAAUCUCGACCCAAACCUGUAGCUCCUGUGCCGUACCCGACGAGAGGUGGGGCUUUCCGGGGCGCCUGUAGCUCUACUUCUCUUCCAGGGGCUCUCCAGGACAGGAUGUAUGUGGGUGUGGGCUGUCAGGUCUGCGUGGCCCGGGGGGGAAGUGUGGCUCUCCUCGCCUGCAGCCUGCUCGUUCUGCCCGUCGGUGCUCCCUGUCUUCACACCUGUCAUGCCACAUCUCCGGGGUGGGCUCUUAGGACAUGUGAUCCUUUCCCCUUCUCUGGUUGGAAAACCCAGAGAAACCACGGGGGAUUCUUGAUUAAGUGUCCAAACCGUGUUUGGUCUAGCAGUGUUAUCGCAGAAAAACAGCUGUGGCAUUAUCCCUCCCCUUCUGUUAAGAGCCACGUUCACUACGCUGGGCAGUUUUUAUAAGCAAAGGAACUUCAAGCCUUUCUGUUCCUUGCCUUGGCCGGUUUAAUCAUAACACAGUGGCCAAAGUUUAAACUAUUUAUUGAAUUACGACUCGAGUCCUCUAAACUAAUUCAGAUACUUCAAUAAAGCUU